Messenger RNA from Serinus canaria (Common canary), 1054 nucleotides. RefSeq names its product ribosyldihydronicotinamide dehydrogenase [quinone]-like. NCBI's taxonomy places the organism in Eukaryota, Metazoa, Chordata, Aves, Passeriformes, Fringillidae. Gene Ontology annotation, molecular function: NAD(P)H dehydrogenase (quinone) activity. Gene Ontology annotation, cellular component: cytosol. The transcript has 7 exons. Bases 261 to 812 code for a protein of 183 amino acids. The record is from RefSeq and is a predicted model, not a curated record.
CCAGGUUAGAGCUAGUCUCUUGAACUGUUCGUUUGACAGUGGGUGUAAGAGCAGCUGUUCUAGGCCAUAACAAAGAUCCAUAAAGCUCCAUCUUCUCUCAGAAGUGGCAAGUAGUGGAUACCUAUGAGAAACAGGGGAAAAAAGUCCUGAUAGUCUAUGCACAUCAAGAGCCCAAGUCCUUCAAUGGAUCUUUGCUGAAGAUUGCUGUGGAAGAGCUGACCAAGCAGGGCUGCAGCGUCACCGUGUCGGAUUUGUACGCCAUGCAGUUUGAGCCCAGAGCAACAAGGAAUGACAUUGUUGGUCACCUGCACAACCCAGAAGCCUUCAAUUAUGGUGUAGAAACUUGGCAAGCUUACAAGAGAGGAAGCUUGUCCAAAGACCUGGUUGAAGAGCAGAAGAAAGUGCAGGAAGCAGACCUGCUGAUUUUCCAGUUUCCCUUGUUUUGGUUCAACAUGCCUGCAAUCCUGAAGGGCUGGAUGGACAGAGUCUUGGUCCAAGGCUUUGCUUAUGAUUUGUCAAAGGUUUAUGACGGUGGUUUGCUCCAGGACAAAUUAUCCUUGUUUUCUUUCACUACGGGGGGAAGCAAAGAGAAGUAUGCAAGCAGUGGUGAUAUUCGCUAUCUCCUAUGGCCCAUGCAGCAUGGAAUCAUGCACUUCUGUGGUGUCAAAGUCCUUGAACCUCACAUCUGUUAUGCUCCAGAGAAUGUCUCUGAGGAGAAGAGGAAGGAGAUGCUGGCUGCCUGGAGCCAGCGCCUGAAGACUCUUUGGAAGGAAGAACCCAUAGACUGCUCUCCUGAGUGGUAUUUCAAGUAGUGUUCAGGUGCAAGGCUACAGAGACAAGAUUUUCUUUUGUUCCAUUCUUUUUGAUGCUCUAUCUAAAUACCUGAACACUAAUCUCCUAAUUCAAAUAUAUUUUAAGAAUCUUGAAUACUACAUCUAUCAGUUUAACUGGCAACAUGGCAUUUAUCCUCAGUGAUUCCCAAGGGAUUCCCUUCAAGGCUGGGUGCAAAACUCUUUGUGUUGUUCUCCUUGUUCACUUAAACGGUGUCAUCCUG